Messenger RNA from Euleptes europaea (tarantolino), 951 nucleotides. RefSeq names its product olfactory receptor 2G3-like. The transcript has a single exon. NCBI's taxonomy places the organism in Eukaryota, Metazoa, Chordata, Lepidosauria, Squamata, Sphaerodactylidae. The record is from RefSeq and is a predicted model, not a curated record. Bases 1 to 951 code for a protein of 316 amino acids. Gene Ontology annotation, cellular component: membrane. Gene Ontology annotation, molecular function: G protein-coupled receptor activity; olfactory receptor activity. Gene Ontology annotation, biological process: G protein-coupled receptor signaling pathway.
AUGGGGCCUGAGAACCUCACGUCUGUCACCGAGUUCAUCCUGGCGGGGCUCACCAGCCACCGAAAGAUCCAGAUUCUGCUCUUCGUGGUCAUCCUCAUCAUCUACACAUUGACGGUCAUGGGGAACGUAGGGAUCAUCAUGUUGGUCUGGUCUGACCCUCAUCUCCACACGCCCAUGUACUUCUUCCUGAAGCACUUCGCAGGCUUAGAAAUCUGCUAUGUCACCACCGGCAUGCCCCAGAUGUUGGCUCAUCUCCACGCUGCCAAUGGAAUCAUCUCUUUCAGCCGUUGCGUAGCCCAGGGGUAUGUCAGUACGUGCCUGGGCACCGUUGAGUUGUUUCUGCUGGGCAUCAUGGCCUACGACCGCUACUUGGCCAUCUGCUGUCCCCUUGUAUAUGCCAUUGCCAUGGGCAGGAGUCGGCAGUGGCAGCUGGCUUCAGCCACCUGGGCAGCUGGCUUCGUCUCUGCUCUCAUAUAUGUGGGCAGCAUGCUUCCCCACCCCUACUGUGGACCCAACCGCAUCAACCACUUCUACUGCGAGCUGCCCCUUGUGCUGAAACUAGCAUGUGCAGAUACCCACACCUCAGAAGCCAUCGGUUUGGCAUUGGCAGGGGUGGUCCUUGCCAGCUCUCUUGCAGUUGUCCUGGCCUCAUAUACGCUAAUACUUUCCACUGUGUUAGCAAUGAAGUCAACCGCUGGAAGGCGCAAGGCCUUCUCCACAUGCAGCUCCCACUUGGCGGUGGUUACCUUGUUCUACGGCACUGUGGCUUCCAUGUAUAUGAGACCCCGGUCAAGCUCAGCUCCUGACACAGACAAACACAUUGCGGUCUUUUACGUUGUGAUCACCCCACUGCUCAAUCCUAUCAUUUAUACACUGCGCAACAAGGACAUCCAUGCAGCGGUGGCCAAGAUGUUGCGAAGAUGGCGAGAGGGAUGUAACACAGAAAUGUGA